This is a messenger RNA of Hylaeus volcanicus, 2643 nucleotides long. RefSeq lists its product as uncharacterized. The coding region runs from base 356 to 2479 and encodes 707 amino acids. The transcript is spliced from 9 exons. Gene Ontology annotation, molecular function: protein binding. Gene Ontology annotation, cellular component: plasma membrane. NCBI's taxonomy places the organism in Eukaryota, Metazoa, Arthropoda, Insecta, Hymenoptera, Colletidae. The record is from RefSeq and is a predicted model, not a curated record.
GUUCCGAUUGGUCGGCGCGGUGGUGGUGGCUGCGCUCCGAUUGGUCGCCGGGGCUCGUGUACGCGACCACCGGCGUAAGGGCGCCGACGUAUCUCGCCUGCGUGAUCAUUCGCAGUGCGCGCGUCGUGGAACGUGGGAGUGUCGAUGCGUGACAAGUGCGCGGCGGGCGAGUACGAAUACCACGUUGCCGGUGUGGGAAACGCGCGCGAUCAAAAUGUGACGGUUUGUGGAUCUCGAUCAGGAACAACUUGCCGAAGGAUUCGUCGAUCAACGGAACGAACUUGGCCAUGAGCGAAAGUGCCUGUGCCCGCGAACACUUUUGGAGAACAUGAGAUUCUCGUAACAGGACGAAACGAUGGAGAACCAAGGCUUCGAGGAGGAGCCAAGAAUCGAAGACCCUGGUUACCCCCGCCUACGACAAUCGCCUACCCAGGAAUCGCAGACCUACGCCAUUCGUCCAGCAAGGAUCGACAUCUUCUCAUCGUUGUCGAAUCCUGACGGCCACGUGUACGAGGACAUCCUGCCUGCCGUUGAAGAUGUCUCAAAGACCUCGCACCCGUCCACUCGCGAGUCUCCUAGAUCCACGAGCACCGAACGCGUUACCUACGAAGAGACGCCUGUUAGGAAAGACGUCUCGGUCUUCCGUCGAAACCUCACGCUGCCGUUUCGUCAUGGCGGCCUCGAUACGUCCACGAGUUCUUCCGUUCGCGUGACGAGUCGCGAGAAAAAUGUCUGUCGCGAGGACACGGAAGCGAACGAGGACGCCUUGACCCAUGAGAUCUCCGCUCGAUCGCAGUCGAUCGAAUGCAGGCCGAACAGGAGACGCAGGAAGAAGGACUGCAAGCACUGUAGAAGCAAGGCUGCAGCCUCUAACACUCCUCACGAGAUGGAUGACAGGGAACAGAAGGAUACCGUGCUCAGGAAGAACAGGGAUAACGAACAGCAGCAAGGUCAGCUUUCUACCGAUAGUCCGCGAACCAUCCUGGAGGACUAUAAUUUUGGUAAUCAGGGAUCGCCGAAAGAAGAGUUUCCUAGGAAAGGAAAUAAUCCUAUGACGGUGUACACGAUCUCUGAAAAUGUUGGAGGCGACGAAAACACGGGGAAGCUGAUAGAAUAUGAACGCAGUCCUGGCCAGGUUAUCGAAGCAAACAAUAAGGAAGACAAAGCGUUGAUUGCGUCUGAGAAGAUCAAGGCUGGGAUGAGGGUGAACUCGAUCUACUCCCAGGAUCGGUGGUACGCCAAGGAGGGACCAAUAUUCUUCACCGAUGUCAAGGAACAUGGAUCGUUUCAGAGGGCGUAUUCCCUCCCCGUGCGAACACAAACGCCGUCCUCCCAAAAUCGCGUCAACCUACGACGAAGCGUCAGAAGGGAGCCUCCUCCACAUCCGGCCAGACUACAUAAACACCGCCAUGGUUGGACGCUGCAUUUCGCGCGGCCUCUCGAAGCUUCCGGAUGUACCAGAUCCGUCGUCAUUCUACUGAUCCUUAUUUUGGCUCUUUUAGGAAUAGGAGGUGUCGCACUCUACAUCGUGUUCGAGCCCGAGAAGCUGCAGAUGAUCCAACAGUACUUGAAGUUAACGAAAAGCUCAUCGCACAAUGAUACUCUAUCAGCAGGAAUGUUUCUCUCAAACGCCACUGGCAGCAAUCAGAACGGCACUUCGGCUGCAGCAUCGACGACACCGAUGAGCAGCACCUUGAUCGCAAGCAUCCUUUUAAGCAACGACCAAUCAUUUCCGCAGAGUGCCACUCCGCCAGUUUCAGAAGCGGAAACGGAAACGACGAGUCCACUGAACGUCAACUCCACCCGAUAUUGCGACGACUGUUUACACGAUGAAGUGUGUGUAGCUCUCGUGGACGAAGAGGUGCCCGUUUGCAGGAUCCGUCUCGAUAUCGAGGAUCCAACUGGUUGCGCUGGCUUCUGCGUUGUCAACAAACAGAAGUGCCAUCGUCUCGACGUGGACGCUUUUAGGUGCGUAGAGAUCGAGCAUUAUUGCCUGGACGACGAGUGGACGUGCUCGAACACGUUAUGCAUCCCUCUAACCAAACGAUGCGAUGGGCACAUGAAUUGUUAUGAUCAUUCGGACGAGUACAAUUGCGUCUGCGAUCCGGAGACGCAUUUCCAGUGCGGUAACGAGACUUCCUGCCUCCCGUUGGAAAAGAGAUGCGACGGCAAGAUAGAUUGCUGGGAUGCGGCCGAUGAGAUUAAUUGCACUCUUGGUCGUAAUCUUGGUCGGUCGUGUCCGUUGGAAAACGAGUUCACUUGCAGCGAUGGUCAGUGCAUAUCGAAGGCUCGUUUCUGCGACGGUUUAUCAGACUGUGUCGAUGGAUCUGACGAGCCUCACGGAUGCCAAGGAAAGUGCAACAAGCAGGAAUUCACAUGCCAAAACAGUAGAUGCAUCGCGAAGGGGAUGAAGUGCAACGGGAUCGAUGACUGCGGUGACGGGACCGAUGAGAGGCACUGCAAAGAUCGAUUUUCUUAAUUUUAUUCUCUCGCGUUGAAUGAGUCGGUGUCGUUCACCGCGUAUACAGUAUUUUUCUUACAGAGAGACGAAUGUAAUUAAUGUAUAUAAUAUAUAAUUAUGUAUAUGUAAAACUGUGCUGUAUAGAUAUGCAGUGGUGCGUAAUAAAUCGUUUACAAGCGGUA